GGAAGAUUCGGUUGCAAAUGCAAUUGCAGCGAGCAGGGGGACUAGGGAGUAGGGAGCAAUCGUGGAGAGAGGGCAUGACGAUAGACGACAACAGCUCGAUAUACGUCGGCGGUCUCCCGUACGACAUCACCGAGGAUGGGCUUCGAAGGGUGUUCUACAUCUACGGCGCUGUUGUCGCUGUCAAGAUAAUCAAUGACCGUGCAGUGGGAGGGAAAUGUUAUGGAUUUGUUACUUUUGCUAAUCCUCGCUCGGCAACACAAGCAAUCAAUGAAAUGGAUGGCAAGGCUAUUGAUGGACGGGUUGUCAAGGUGAAUGAAGUUAGGAGUCGUGGUGGGAGAUCAAACUUUAACCAUGAUAGUUCGCGAUAUGAUUUGGAGAGAAGUAUCGAUGAUGAUGAUGAUGUGGGUAGAGAUCGUGGAAGAGAUUAUAAUUAUGACAGGCCACGUCAUAAUGAGGGGCAUCGAGAAAGAUGGCAAGGAUAUGACCAAAGUCGGGAGAGAGGUCAUGACCGUAUGCGUGGUUACAAUCGUACAGGAAAUCGAUAUGUGGAUGAAGAUAGAUAUCAGGAUUAUGAUAGGAAUGUUGAUGAUACUGAGCCUCUGAUUGGAAGAAAGCGUGAACGUGAUUGGGCAAGAGAGAGUGAUAAAAAUAACGAGCAGCAGAGGAACAUUCAUCAUAAAAGUGGGGACAAGGAUAAACAACAGCCUCGCUUGCUGAAUAGGUCUAGAUUUGAUGAGCCUGGGAGUAGAGAGCUUUCUUUGGAAUCAUUUGAUGAUGAGGAGGAUCAGGGUGAAAGCAAAUUAGCAGUUUCAACCCAAAAGCUUGAAGAGAUUCGUAAGGAGAUCACUCGGAUGGAAGAAAUGGCUGCAGACAAACAAGAAGUUGUUUCCAGUUUACAGGAGAAAUGCCAGAAAUUGGAGGACUCAUUAAUUCAAGCUAAAAAGCUUACUUCGCACUGUCACCUGCAAUUAUCCAAGUUGCAUAAAUGUUACAUUCAAAUGAGGGACUACGACGAGAAAAUGAAGAAAACUGAACAAGAACUCCAGUGGCUGGUAGAUUCGAGCUCGAUGGACCUGUUGAAUGAUGGAGGCGUCAUUGGAGAUGGAAGGGCUUGAUUAAUGAUCUGUAGAACAGUAUUUUCAAGUAUUGUUGAUACGGUUUGUGUUGAUACAUGCACAAUGUUUUAUAACUUUAUGCAUGUUUCUGUUUAGGAUAAA
Andrographis paniculata is the source of this 1217-nucleotide messenger RNA. RefSeq names its product glycine-rich RNA-binding protein RZ1A. The transcript has 9 exons. Bases 18 to 1115 code for a protein of 365 amino acids. Gene Ontology annotation, molecular function: mRNA binding. Lineage: Eukaryota; Viridiplantae; Streptophyta; Magnoliopsida; Lamiales; Acanthaceae. The record is from RefSeq and is a predicted model, not a curated record.